AUGUCAAAGGUCGUGCGCAGUGUCAAGAACGUCACAAAGGGAUACUCCUCUGUGCAGGUCAAGGUCCGAAAUGCCACAAGUAACGACCCAUGGGGCCCGACGGGUACCGACAUGUCCGAGAUUGCGGCCAUGACUUUCGGGAGCCCAAACGAGUUUUACGAGAUCAUGGACAUGAUUGACAAACGUCUCAACGACAAAGGAAAGAACUGGCGCCAUGUGCUCAAGUCGUUGAAGGUCCUGGACUACUGUCUGCACGAGGGCUCGGAAUUGGUGGUUACGUGGGCCCGGAAGAACGUCUACAUUAUAAAGACUCUGCGCGAGUUCCAGUACGUCGAUGAAGAAAGUCGCGACGUGGGUCAGAAUGUUCGUGUGGCCGCAAAGGAACUCACCGCACUCAUUCUGGACGAGGAUCGACUACGCAGUGAGCGAUCGGAUCGCAAGCUUUGGAAGACUCGGGUUAGCGGACUUGACGAGGGACAGGGAGGCUUUGGAAAUGAGCCUCGCCGGGAGCGACGAAGACGCCAGGGUUCCGACGAAGAUGAUACCGAGUACCGACUAGCUAUCGAAGCCAGCAGAGCCGAAGCCGAAGAGGAGCGCCGACGCCGGGCCAAGGACGCGUCGAAUCAGGGAGAGGACGAAGACCUGGCAAAGGCCAUUAAGCUCAGCCGGGAAGAAGAGGAGCUGCGGAAGCGGGAGUUGGAGGAAAGCAAUGCGCACGCGCUCUUUGACGACACCCCGGCUCAGGUUCAACCCACCGGCUAUAAUCAGGGCUACCAGCAACAGGGUGCGGUGGACUGGUUCGGCAACCCGAUCAAUGCUCAGCAGCCCAUGACGACCGGUUACCUGAACAACCAAUAUGCGCAAACUACUGGAUUCCAGGCCCAGCCUACUGGCAUGAACCCUUACAACACUAAUGGCUACCAGCAAGCCUCUGCCUUCGAUCAGAACCCUUACGGACAGCAGGCUCUUCAACCUCAACACACUGCAUUCCCCGCCAACAACCCGUACGGAGCCAACCCAGAUCCAAUGGCGCAGCAGAUGCAACAACAGAUGAACUUCCAGCAGCAGCAACAGCAACAGCAACAGCAGCAAUCACAGGAGAACUACCUGUCCGCUGGAAGCAACAACCCAUGGUCCUCGAACCAACCUGAGGCACUCAAGCCUACUCCAACGGGCUCGAACAACCCGUUCGCUCCGCGUACUCAACAGUUUAACAGCCAACCACAGCCCGCGGGACCGCCAUCUCUCAACACCCUUGCGGAAGAUCGCGCCACGAAUCAGUUCAAUAACCCAAUCACCCAAUUCUCUCGGACCAACCAGCCUAGCCAGCCGAACCCGAUUAUCAACUUCCAAGCUCCUCAGCCACCCAAGAGUACUCCUCCGUCCUCAGAUCCUCACCACGCUCGCUUGAAUGCACUUCUUGCAACUGGCGAAGGCCAGGAUACUUUUGGUAACGUUGGAGAUCUCCGUAUCCCUGCGCAGCACACUGCCCCUGGUACGUUCGUCAACUCUGCUGGUCAAGGCUUGGACCGCCUGCAUGCUACGCAUACGGGCAACAACCCAUUCUUUGGUCAGCAGUACACCGGUAUGCCUCAACAGACCGGCUUUGUGCAGCAGCAGCAGCAACAACAGUCCAACGGAAACCCUUGGGCUGCCCAGCAGCAACAGCACGGUAACAGCAGCCUGAUUGACCUGUAA
This is a messenger RNA of Penicillium odoratum, 1698 nucleotides long. RefSeq names its product epsin. NCBI's taxonomy places the organism in Eukaryota, Fungi, Ascomycota, Eurotiomycetes, Eurotiales, Aspergillaceae. The coding region runs from base 1 to 1698 and encodes 565 amino acids. Gene Ontology annotation, biological process: endocytosis; actin filament organization. The record is from RefSeq and is a predicted model, not a curated record. The transcript has 4 exons. Gene Ontology annotation, molecular function: phospholipid binding; clathrin binding. Gene Ontology annotation, cellular component: plasma membrane; clathrin vesicle coat; endosome.